AUGCUGGGACCACGUGUUUUGCUUAGCACAGCACUUGCUGCUGCUGUCGUUUCGGCUGGAUAUUUGCCAGGCAUCUCCAGCAACACUGCUUUCCAAUACAAUGCGCGUCGACAGGCCACUAACAGCACGUCUCUAUCUUUCAAUGGCCCGUACAGUACCCGAGGCCGAGACAUUGUUGAUAGCAAUGGUGAGAAGACAACUUGGGCGGGCGUCAACUGGCCUAUGAGCGGCGAGACUAUGAUUCCUGAAGGGCUUGAAUGGGCGUCAGCGGAAGAGAUUCUAGAUGAUAUCGCGGGUGUCGGCUUCAACUAUAUCCGCAUGGGAUAUGCUAUCGAGAUGAUCGACCAGGUUUACGACAGGGACGGUGUUGAUGUCCCGCUCGAAGUUGGCCUCAUUAAUGCCCUUGGGUACGUCAACGGUACCAAAGUCACGAACGAGAUCAUCGCGAAGAACCCUGGCUGGACCGCUCAGACUACACGUUUCGAGAUUUGGAGCGAUAUUGCGCGUAUUGCUGCUACGAAGGGCAUCUUCAUUAGCCCAGAUGUGCACACAGGAAAGGCGCAGUGGUGCUGCUCGCACAUCGACGGUACUGCUUGGUUCGACGACCUCCAGUUCAACGCAACACAUUGGCGCCGCGGUCUUUCUUACGUUGCCAAUUGGGCGAAGGACCACCCAAAUGUAGUCAGCAUGUCUCUCCGCAACGAGUUGCGCGAAUCUUGGAACGUCACGGACCUAUACUACAACUGGGAUACGCUUGUAGGCAACAUGACCGCUGGAGCUGACGCAAUCCACGAGGCCAACCCCGAUAUUCUUAUCCUGUGGGGUGGCAUGCAAUACGGACAAGAUCUAUCAGCCUUGACUAGCGGCAAGAACAUUCUCACCGCCCCUUGCUACAAGUGCACAGCGAUCAGAGAUGCGGCAAGGAGGGAGCCAGUAUACUUCAACCUCGAUGACCAUCCAUGGGCCGACAAGCUCGUUUGGGAACUUCAUCUUUACAGCAUGAGCGAGGAUAUCGACACUGGCACCUGCGACAUCGUCAAGGCAAACUUUUAUCGCAACGGUUUUAAUGCCCUGGGUAUCGACGCACCAGCCGCCUGCAAUAUCACAGGUGACUGCCCGAAGGCUGUCCGCGAGACACCCGUCAUCCUGAGCGAGUUCGGCAGUGCUCAGGACGAAACCCUCUUCAACAACACUCUGCAGAACUGUCUGAAGGAAUACACCAUCGACAACGAUGUUAGCUGGAUGAUGUGGUCUAUUGCUGGUUCAUACAGAAUCAGAUCAGGAGUGCAAGGAUUUCCUGAUACCUGGGGUAUGACAAACUACAACUGGACAGGAUGGAACUACGAGCGUGGUAUCGAGGAGUUCUGGAAGCCAUGGGUCCAGGCGAUGAACACAACGAAGAUACAAUAA
Molecule: messenger RNA, 1410 nt
Organism: Alternaria postmessia
Lineage: Eukaryota; Fungi; Ascomycota; Dothideomycetes; Pleosporales; Pleosporaceae
Exons: 2
Coding region: 1-1410 (469 amino acids)
Source: RefSeq, a predicted model, not a curated record